AUGGCGACAACGAUUACGAAGAACGAGAAUGUUGUUAAGGUUAAAGCCGAAGGUGACGGAGUUGAAGAACAAAAUGAGGUUUCUAAAUCUGAAGCAGAGCCGAAGGAGGGUGUUCAGAAGAAGAGAGGUAGGAAAAGAGGUCGGAAAGUGAACAACGGGAACACUUGUAAUGCUAUUAAAUCUCAAGAGAAGAGUUAUAAACCGCGUGGUCGUCCGAAACAGGCUGUUACUAUAAAGGAGGAAAUGACGACGACGAUGUUCCCAGAAGAAGCUAUGGUUGAUGCUGAAACUGCUCUUGCUACUCCUGAUCGAGUGGGAAACGACAACAGCGAAGCAAUAAACAGCAAAGAGGGCACAAACGAGAAUGGAGGAAACCUAAUUAAAGUAGAGCCAAACACGUGCCAUCAAUGCCAAAAUAACCAUAAGCGAAGAGUUGUUCGGUGCCAGCGAUGCACUAGAAGGCGUUACUGUGUGCCUUGCAUUAAAAAAUGGUACCCUAACAUGACAGAGGAAAUGUUUGCUGAGUGUUGCCCUGUUUGCCAAGGCAACUGCAACUCUAUAAAAUGCUUGCGAAAUGUGAACAAUAAAGUCAAAGAGAAGAUUGAUUUCAAACCUAAUGAUGAUCAGAAAGUUCGAUAUUCUAUUUACAUCCUGCAUGUGCUUUUUCCGUUCUUGAAGCAUGUAAAUGAGCAGCACAUGAAAGAGAUAGCAAUAGAGUCUAGAAUUCAAGGAUCUUCUAUAUCGGAGGUACAGUUGAAGAAGGUAGAGUGCAGCUUGGAUAAGCAAAUGCACUGUGACUGCUGUAAAACAUCAAUUUUUGACUUGCAUAGAAGCUGCCCUUCUUGUCAUUAUAACCUUUGCCUUCAAUGUUGCUGGGAAUUGCGAGAUGGCAACCCUCAAGGAAACAAAGAAGGAGUUAUCAUUGAACCUAAAGAUCCAGGGCCUGAGUACUUACAUGGCAUCCCUAAGGGAUUCAGGAAAGCAUGGAAAAAGACAUGUUAUGUUGAGAAGGCUGCUGAAGAUCCUGCACCGAAGGAAAAGCAAACUCAUGACUGGAAUUCUUUGGUUGAUGGCAGAAUUCUUUGCCCUCCAAAAAGUAUGGGUGGUUGUGGUCGUGGGAUUUUAGAGUUGAUGCACAUAAAGUCACUUGACAGUGUUUCAAAAUUGUUGGAAAAAACACAAAAGCUCUUAAAGAUGCACAAACUGGAGGAAGAUAUGAGGGAUAUGCCUGAGAAAUGGUGCACAUGUUCUUCAGAUGGUGGUGAUGAGCAGCUACGAAAAGCUGCAUCUCGUGAAAAUUCCAGUGACAAUUACUUGUAUUGUCCACGUGCAAAGGACAUUAAAGCUGGAGAUUUGAAGCAUUUUCAGUGGCAUUGGUCAAAAGGGGAGCCAGUAAUAGUCAGCAAUGUUCUAGAAACUACACUUGGGUUGAGCUGGGAACCCAUGGUCAUGUGGCGUGCUUUUCGCUGGGCUUCAAACUCCAAAGAAAACAAGCUCUCAGAUGAGGCUGCUAUUAACUGUUUGGAUUGGUGUGAGGUUGAUGUUAAUCUUCAAAAGUUUUUUACUUGGUAUACGGACGGUAUAUAUGACACUGAAGGGUGGCCUCAGAUCCUAAAGCUGAAAGACUGGCCUCCAUCAAAUUCAUUUGAAGAACGGUUCCCACGUCAUGGUGUUGAAUUCAUCACUUCCUUGCCCUUCAAAGAAUAUACACAUCCUCGUGAUGGAUACCUUAAUCUUGCUGUCAAGUUACCUGAAAAAUCUUUGAAGCCACACAUGGGUCCUAAAACUUAUAUAGCUUAUGGUGUUUCUGAAGAAUUGGGACGUGGAGACUCUGUAACUAAACUUCAUUGUCACAAGUCUGAUGUGGUGAAUGUGCUGACUCAUACUGCAACUGUGACCCUCGACUCUGAACAUUGUAAAAGGAUAAAUGUAUUGAAAAAGCUGCACAAGGCUCAGGAUCAGAAGGAACUUUAUGUUGAUAACACGAAAGAUGCUACUUCCAACCAAGUUGUUGGGUUGAAGAAACAAGAAGGGCAUAAAACUACUAGUAAUCAAUCAGACCAAUAUUUAUUGAAGGAGGAAAGUUGUGAAGGAGUUGAGUUUAACAUUGAUAAAAAAGAUAAGAAGAGAAAGGAUUCAAUGAAAGGGGUUGUGGGAGUGGGGCCAGAUGGAAAUAAACGAAAGAAAAAGAAGGGCAGGAAACAAGUGGUAUCUUCUGAUAGUGAAGAAGUUGAUAAGCAGGAUGAUAUUUCAGGUAGUUGUGUGGAUGGAUUUGAUUUGGGAGAUGGAGGUGCUCUGUGGGACAUAUUUAGGAGGGAAGAUACUCCUAAACUCCAGGAAUAUCUCAAAAAACACUUUAAAGAGUUUAGACAUGUCUUUUGUCGACCAGUGGAGCAGGUUAUACACCCAAUUCAUGAUCAAACAUUUUACUUAACCAUGGACCAUAAAAGGAAGCUCAAGGAAGAGUUUGGAAUUGAAGCAUGGAGUUUUGUCCAAAAGCUUGGAGAUGCUGUCUUUAUACCUGCUGGAUGUGCCCAUCAAGUUAGAAAUUUAAAGUCAUGUAUAAAAGUUGCAUUGGAGUUUGUUUCUCCUGAAAAUGUUGGUGAAUGCAUCCGAUUGACAGAAGAUUUCCGUGUUCUUCCCCAAAAUCAUAAGGCAAAAGAAGAUAAGUUGGGGGUGAAGAAAAUGGCACUUCAUGCAGUGGAGGCAGCUGUGAAGGACUUGGAAAAAUUUGUUCCAAGGAAGUCUGAUAAUCUUGAAAACUACCAAGUUGAAGUUCCAGUCACUGAAAAUCUCCAAACCUUGCAAAAGGAUGUGGGUUUACAAAUAGAUCUUGAAUAUGAAGAAAAUGAAAGUGGUGGUGGCAAUGGCAUCAUAAAAACAUCAAGGACUAGUGAAGAAGGGGACUGUAGUGGUAGCUUAGCAUGUAAAAAUGCAUGUGAAAAGAAAGGGAAAGGAAAAGAUAAGGAAUCAUCACAGUCUUGUUCAUCUCUUGAUGAAUUUGUUGCACAGCUUGGUGCAAUUAGGGUUACCAGAGACAAUGAAGUUGAACUCAUGAAAAAAAGACUUGACUUUGAACAAAAAAGGGACCUCAAAAAGGAAGAAUGGAACACUAAGAAGAUGUAUCACAUGCAUCUCAACACACUAUUUGCUAAAAACCACCUGUUGCCGGAAGAUGAACACAUUAAGCGUCAUCUCUUAGCCAUGUUGUAUGGCAUGUGA
Molecule: messenger RNA, 3222 nt
Organism: Lactuca virosa
Lineage: Eukaryota; Viridiplantae; Streptophyta; Magnoliopsida; Asterales; Asteraceae
Source: the annotation of a GenBank genome assembly